AUGAGUGAAAUGACUAAGGUAAGAGAAUCAACUCCAAAUAAUUUUAUUUGUAUUAAGGAAACUAAAAAAUUAUUUAUAGUUAAAUUACUUACUUUUGUGAUAAGCAUUAUCAUAGAUAUGUCUUUUGAAAGUAAUUUUAAUAGAUUUGUUAGAGAACAAUAUAAAAUUUUUUCAUUUGAUGAAUUUGAUUCCUUAACAUCAGGCGUUUACGGAUCGUUAUUCUGUGCAAUGAUUCAUGGAACUGUAGUUCACUAUAGUAGAUUAGGAUAG
Hepatospora eriocheir is the source of this 270-nucleotide messenger RNA. The record is from the annotation of a GenBank genome assembly. Lineage: Eukaryota; Fungi; Microsporidia; Hepatosporidae.